Messenger RNA from Pezoporus occidentalis (night parrot), 1707 nucleotides. RefSeq names its product mitogen-activated protein kinase kinase 5 (gene MAP2K5). The transcript is spliced from 21 exons. The coding region runs from base 124 to 1650 and encodes 508 amino acids. The record is from RefSeq and is a predicted model, not a curated record. NCBI's taxonomy places the organism in Eukaryota, Metazoa, Chordata, Aves, Psittaciformes, Psittacidae. Gene Ontology annotation, biological process: MAPK cascade; protein phosphorylation. Gene Ontology annotation, molecular function: MAP kinase kinase activity; ATP binding; protein binding.
UCCCUCCGUUUUGGUUCCGGGGCAGGGGCCCCUUCCUGCGGGCAGGCGGGGCGGGGCACGCUCGGCCCCGCUCGGCUCGGCAGCCCCGGGCCAGCCGUAGCAUGUGAGCCCGCCGGGGCGGGGAUGCUCUGGCUGCUCUGCGGUCCCUCCCGCGCCAUGGAGAGCCAGGCGCUGGUGAUCCGCAUCAAGAUCCCUGACGGCGGGGCCGUCGACUGGACCGUGCACUCGGCGCCUCAGCUGCUCUUCAGGGACGUGCUGGAUGUCAUCGGUCAAGUUCUGCCAGAUGCAACGACAACAGCGUUUGAGUAUGAAGAUGAGGAUGGUGACCGGAUUACUGUUAGAAGCGAUGAAGAAAUGAAAGCCAUGCUGUCCUAUUAUUACUCCACUGUAAUGGAACAGCAAGUAAAUGGACAGUUAAUAGAGCCUCUACAGAUAUAUCCAAGAGCCUGCAAACCUCCCGGGAAACGGAACAUACAUGGCCUGAAGGUAAAUACUCGAGCAGGGGCUGCUAAUAAUAGCAGCUCGGCCGUCUCGGAUUCCCUUCCAAGCAAUAGCUUAAAAAAGUCUUCUGCAGAGCUGAAGAAAAUACUUGCAAAUGGCCAGAUGAAUGAACAAGACAUACGGUAUCGAGACAUCCUCGGUCAUGGCAAUGGAGGCACAGUCUACAAGGCAUAUCAUGUCCCUAGUGGAAAAAUACUAGCAGUAAAGGUCAUACCCUUAGAUAUAACACUGGAACUCCAGAAGCAGAUAAUGUCGGAGUUAGAAAUUCUUUACAAGUGUGACUCAUCGUAUAUCAUAGGAUUUUACGGUGCUUUUUUUGUAGAAAACAGGAUUUCCCUGUGCACAGAGUUCAUGGACGGGGGUUCUUUGGAUGUUUAUAGAAAAAUUCCAGAGCAUGUACUUGGAAGAAUAGCAGUAGCUGUUGUGAAAGGCCUUACCUAUUUAUGGAGUCUAAAGAUUCUGCACAGAGAUGUGAAGCCAUCUAAUAUGCUGGUGAACACACGAGGCCAGGUGAAGCUGUGUGACUUUGGGGUCAGCACACAGCUGGUGAAUUCUAUAGCCAAGACGUAUGUUGGAACAAAUGCUUAUAUGGCGCCUGAGCGGAUUUCAGGAGAACAGUAUGGAAUUCACUCAGAUGUUUGGAGUCUAGGGAUUUCCUUCAUGGAGCUUGCUCUUGGGAGGUUUCCAUAUCCUCAGAUUCAGAAAAACCAGGGAUCUUUAAUGCCUCUCCAGUUAUUGCAGUGCAUUGUUGAUGAGGAAUCACCCGUCCUUCCAGCCGGGGAGUUCUCUGAGCCAUUUGUACACUUCAUCACUCAAUGGGCCACCCAUUCAUCGUGCAGUACAACGAUGGGAAUGCAGAAGUCGUGUCCAUGUGGGUGUGCAGGAUGCUUGAGGAGCGGCGAUCGACCCAGGGACCACAGUGACAUCAGCUCAUCCCGGACCAGCAGCACCAGCCCCACGCUUUGGACUCACACUCUGGAUCAUGUCUCACUAAAAACAUGUUCUAGAAGCAUCAACAAGAUCUUUCAGGAUAUUUGUUGCUGCCUUUCCCUCACCACCACAUUAAGGAAUUCUCUUCCCGCAUUUCUUUUGUUGCUGAGCAAUUUCAUGUCCUCAAAUUAUCUUCAGUUAAACUGUACACAGCCUUAAAGCAAGUAUUUUAUAUCUAUAUUUUUUUUGUUAUUGAAUGUAUUGUAUAUUUCCUGG